Phalacrocorax carbo (great cormorant) is the source of this 3579-nucleotide messenger RNA. Lineage: Eukaryota; Metazoa; Chordata; Aves; Suliformes; Phalacrocoracidae. The record is from RefSeq and is a predicted model, not a curated record.
UCCUGGCGCGCAGCGGCGCAGAAGAAGAGCGGGGGAGGGAGUGGGAGAGACAGUCCGCCAUAUUUCUGCCUCACCACGCCCACGGAGCCAAACCACUGAAAAGCCCGGCGAGCUAGGCUCAUAGUGUGCAUGCCUCAGUCUUUGCCUACCUUCUCUUCGGUGGUACUCUUUCUACCCGUCCUCUCUUUUUCUUACUGUCAGGGCAGGAACGAGCUGCGACAGUAGUUCUCCCCGUGAGAGGGGCGAGCGACUGUGCCUGGAAGGAAGGUCCACCGUAAGGAAGUUCUCCCGCCAGGCGCACGCUUAAGAUUGCUGGGCGGCAGCGAGCUUCCCCGCUUUCGGAGGAGCCGAACUCGUUCAGGAAGAAUGACUUUGGAGUCCAUCAUGGCGUGCUGCCUGAGCGAGGAAGCCAAGGAAGCCCGGCGGAUCAACGACGAGAUCGAGCGGCAGCUGCGCCGGGACAAGCGGGACGCCCGUCGGGAGCUGAAGCUGCUACUGCUGGGCACAGGAGAGAGUGGCAAAAGCACAUUCAUCAAACAGAUGAGAAUCAUUCAUGGAUCGGGUUACUCUGAUGAAGACAAAAGGGGCUUUACAAAAUUGGUGUACCAGAAUAUAUUUACAGCAAUGCAGGCCAUGAUCAGAGCUAUGGAUACCCUCAAAAUCCCAUACAAGUAUGAACAUAAUAAGGCUCAUGCACAGUUAGUUCGGGAAGUUGAUGUAGAGAAGGUGUCAACUUUUGAGAACCCCUAUGUAGAUGCAAUAAGAAGUUUAUGGGAUGACCCUGGAAUCCAGGAAUGUUACGAUAGGCGGCGAGAAUAUCAGUUAUCGGAUUCAACUAAAUAUUAUCUUAACGACUUGGACCGCAUAGCAGAUUUGGCCUAUCUGCCAACUCAGCAAGAUGUGCUUAGAGUUCGAGUCCCAACAACAGGGAUCAUUGAAUAUCCAUUCGACUUACAAAGCAUCAUUUUCAGAAUGGUGGAUGUAGGAGGCCAACGAUCGGAAAGAAGAAAAUGGAUACAUUGCUUUGAAAAUGUCACAUCUAUCAUGUUCCUAGUAGCGCUCAGUGAAUAUGAUCAAGUGCUUGUGGAGUCAGACAAUGAGAAUCGAAUGGAAGAAAGCAAAGCACUCUUUAGGACAAUUAUCACAUAUCCAUGGUUCCAGAAUUCUUCAGUCAUUCUGUUCUUAAAUAAAAAAGAUCUCUUAGAGGAGAAAAUUAUGUACUCCCAUUUAGUUGAUUAUUUCCCAGAGUAUGAUGGACCACAACGGGAUGCACAAGCGGCACGAGAGUUCAUCUUGAAGAUGUUUGUAGACCUGAAUCCAGACAGUGACAAAAUUAUCUACUCCCACUUCACAUGUGCUACAGACACAGAGAAUAUACGCUUCGUCUUUGCUGCUGUCAAAGACACAAUCUUACAGUUAAACCUGAAGGAAUACAACUUGGUCUAACUGUGCCUAGGAGGCCCUCCAAGACCACCUUUGUGUGAUUGAAGAUACACAAGAGGGACUGUAUUAUCUGUGAAAACAAAUUGCAUAAUACUAAUUUAUUGGACUUUGUGAAUGUCCACAGAGUUUUUAGUUAAUAUUAUUAUUUUAUUUAAACUAUAUGGAAGAAAAACAAAAGAUGCUGAAGUACAUUUACAGUACAUUUUCUUAUUUUUUAGGCAAAACCUUGUGACUCAAUAUGUUUUAAAUUCUCAGUUGUACACUCACAAAGGAUAACAGUUUUUUGCUAUUGAAGCAAAUCAAGCUGGUUUCCUCUUUCCCUGACCCUUUGUCUCUCCCUCCUUCCUCCCCCCCUUAUGUUUUUAAAGGCACAAUGGCUGUUUUCCCAGUUGCAUUCCUUGGUAAAAUAUUUUCUGUUGAGUCAUUUGGUCAGGAAAAAUGCUAUCAUCAGAACUGAAAUUAUCAGUCAUUCAAAUUUUACAGAAUGUACUUUCUCCGAAGGAUCAAAAGUAUUGAUAGUGUGAUUUUUAAAUUCUUGACAUGCAUGUUUUCACUUCUGAGGCUAGAAUAUUGGGAUUGCAAAAUAGAAAUAGUUGUGUAUGGAUUUAGAAUUUAACCAUACUUUCAUAGUUCAGAAAGAUGCAUAGAAGACAGUAAUGAAAUAAUUAAAGACACAAACCUGGAAUGUUCAUGGAAUAUCAUAGAAUCUCUUUUUAAUUGCCAUGUGCCAUUAUUUUCUCUUUUUUUUAUUCACAAAUGCCAAACAGAAAUGUCAUGGACACCACAUUUUCCCCAGUGGCUACAGCCUGAAACAGAGGUGGUUCAGUUUUUUUUUUUGUGUGUGCAUUAUUUCUUCAGUUAGAGCUUUUCUAAAGUGUGUUUUUCCACAGUAAAAAAAAUAUUUUUGUUGUAUAAAAUCUUGCCAAAUCUGGCUCUUUAUAAAACAAGUACUUUUGAAGCAGAUACUGGCUGAAAUGCCAAACUGAUGGAUUGGGAACUGACCUGAGUCAACUGCCAAAUGAUAAACAAGCAUAGUUUCAGCUCAUAUGUUCCCUUUUUUAGGAAGUGCUCCAUUUUGUAAUGCCAAAAACAACAGUGUGAGUGAAUAUGCUACUAGGUAUACUUGUAUAGAAGACAGUUUAACUCUCUCCUUAUGUCAGAGAUGGCAUGAGAUUGCAUACAAUGUUUUCUGUAAUAAUAUCAAGGCACCUUUGUACAGCAUGAAAUUAUUGAUGAGUGAUCACAUUCAGGAACCUUUCUUGAUAAGGUUGCCUCUUAACCAAUUCACAGACAUUUGAUAGGCUUCAUGCAAAAUAGACUCUCUUGAUGUUCUUUAGAAAGAUUUAUUAAUGUAAAUGAAAGUGAGAAAAUCAUUCUUGAAAUUUAAAUGUGCACAUUUUUAACAACAAAAAUGUAGUGCACAUCAAUGAGUAGCUUAGUUUGAAAGGUGUUUUGUUGACCAGGUGCAUGAUUGCUAGCAAGCUACAGAGAACUCAGAGGUCAGACAUAACUGGACUGAUUAUCUACAACACCAAGUAGCACUAGAGUGCACUUAGCACAGAAAUUGCUGCCUCUCAGCAGCGGAGGAGAGGUGGAAAAAGAAUUACUUAUUAGUUGAGUAACAAAGUUAACAAUAAAUACUAAUGAGAUGGUUUUCAUCCUUAACCCUCCCACCUCCAAAAAAACAAUAAUAAGAACAGUUGCUAUUUUACUCCCUCAUAAAACACCUUAUAAUUGAAAACUGGUUGUAGGUAUAGUGCAAUUAUGAAUGCUAUAAUCAUUGUACAUACAUAUAUAUAUAUAUAUAUGGUAACAUCCACAUUGGCUUUGUAAUAAUUUUUGGCAAACUGAAUGUGCUGUGUUGAUAUGUAUCUAUGUAAUUGUAUUGUAUGUCUUACAGCUAAUUCACAUUUUAAAUAAUGCUAUUUUAUUUACUUUUUUAAGAGAAGGAUGUAAAUUUUGUCAGUUUAUUUCUGACUAGGGAUUUGUUGUUUUUAUUUAAAAAGCAAAAAAAAGCAUAUUAUAGUACAGAGCGGUACUAGCAUCAUGCUGUAUAAAAUCGUUUGUACAUUCCUGAGUAAAAGUAAAUUGGAGACAUGCAGAGGACAUUCACAAUAAAAACAAUGCUUAAAUCUU